Molecule: messenger RNA, 1073 nt
Organism: Annulohypoxylon maeteangense
Lineage: Eukaryota; Fungi; Ascomycota; Sordariomycetes; Xylariales; Hypoxylaceae
Product: hydroxyacylglutathione hydrolase
Exons: 11
Coding region: 50-907 (285 amino acids)
Molecular function (GO): hydroxyacylglutathione hydrolase activity
Source: RefSeq, a predicted model, not a curated record
UGUUAUUUCACAAUCAUUAUCGCCUACAAUCUUAAUCACAUAUUACCUUAUGAAUUACAUUGCGAGAGCAAGACCUAUAUUUACUACCCGAAGAAUAGGCACCUUGACAACAGCUCUUACGAGAUCCCGCGCAAUGCAUAUCCAAUCAAUUCCCAUGUGGACGGGGGGCCACGACAACUAUGCCUACCUGCUCAUUGACGAUAAGUCCAAGGAUGCCGUUGUCGUCGAUCCCGCAAAUCCCGAAGAGGUUACGCCCAUCUUAAAGGAAGCCAUAGCGAGUGGCAAGAUCAAUCUCACGGCUAUUGUGAACACACAUCACCAUUGGGAUCACGCGGGUGGGAAUGAUCAGAUCCGGAGCGAUUUGGGCACUCCGAACCUGCCCAUUAUCGGGGGUAAGGACUGUCAGAGUGUCACCCAGACCCCCGCCAACGGCGAAGGAUUCAAGCUCGGUAGCAUUGCCGUGAAGGGCCUUUAUACCCCGUGUCACACACAAGACAGUAUCUGCUGGUUCGUGCAAGAUGGAGAUGAUAAGGCGGUCUUCACUGGCGAUACCCUAUUCCACGCCGGUUGUGGACGGUUCUUUGAAGGCACCGCGGCAGAGAUGAAUGUUGCCUUGAACAAGACAUUAGCCUCUCUCCCGGAAGAUACUAAGGUCUAUCCUGGCCACGAGUACACGAAAUCCAACAUCAAGUUCGGCAUCUCGAUAUUACAAACCGAGGCGACCGAGAAGUUACAAACAUUCGCCGAGAACAACCAAGAGACGCAAGGGAAGUUCACGAUCGGGGAUGAGAAGCUGCAUAACGUAUUCAUGCGAGUAGAGGACCCCGUGGUCCAAAAGGCUGCCGGCAAGACGGAUCCUAUUGAUGUGAUGGAUGCACUACGGACAAUGAAGAAUAACUUCAAGUGAGCCACCGAACGAAAGCAAAAUAUAGAUGAGGGAUGUGGAUAGGUUGAAAGUGCUAUACUGUCAUUAGUGCCUAAAUCGCAAUCCAAUCACUUCGAGCUCUGCCAAACAAGACCUGAUACAUGCCUAAGUAGAUAUGUCUUAGAUAUUUCUGCAUUGACUAUUGAAC